This is a messenger RNA of Entamoeba invadens IP1, 630 nucleotides long. RefSeq lists its product as hypothetical. NCBI's taxonomy places the organism in Eukaryota, Evosea, Mastigamoebida, Endamoebidae. The record is from RefSeq and is a predicted model, not a curated record. Bases 1 to 630 code for a protein of 209 amino acids. The transcript has a single exon.
AUGUUUUUUGGAGUUGCCAAACAAGCCAUCAGUUCACAUGGUUCUUUGACAAUUGAAGGAAGAGCAAUUGACACCAAUUCCACAGUCACUGAAGACGGAGAAGUUCAAAGUGGAUUGAUUUCUUGGAUGAGAGAACUUAGUGAGAGUGAUUGCAGAUUACGACAAGCUCUGAGAGAAGAAGGAGAUCAUAGAGAGCAAACUGGUGUGCCCAUAACUUGUCAUGCAAAAGUGUUGGGAGCAAUGGAGAGCAAAGCAACUAAAAACAUUAUAGUUGCAUCGUUUAAGCGUUCUGGUGUUGUUGGAGUCAAUAUUGGCAAGAUCAAAAGAAUGUUCGUUUCUAUAAAAGAGGCUUCCAGAUUGUUACAGGAAGCCAAUGGUGUUUAUACCAGCGAACAAUUGGAAUCGUUUGUUCUUCCGCCUACAUCGACAUAUUUGGUCAAGAUGGCAGAAGAGAGUUUAUCUUGGAAUAUACAAGAGUUAAACCAACAUCGAGAGCCUUUACAAACAACAAUAUUGCCACCUAUUGUUGAUCCAAAUGAGAAAAAAUUCCCAAACACCCAAGUCAAUCCGAAUAUAAUUUCGAGUUCUGACUUUAUGCUAAGGAUGAACAGAUACUUUUAUGGUUUAUAA